Eleginops maclovinus (Patagonian blennie) is the source of this 3144-nucleotide messenger RNA. RefSeq names its product galactose-3-O-sulfotransferase 1b (gene gal3st1b). Gene Ontology annotation, cellular component: membrane. The record is from RefSeq and is a predicted model, not a curated record. Bases 1240 to 2511 code for a protein of 423 amino acids. Lineage: Eukaryota; Metazoa; Chordata; Actinopteri; Perciformes; Eleginopidae. Gene Ontology annotation, molecular function: galactosylceramide sulfotransferase activity. Gene Ontology annotation, biological process: galactosylceramide biosynthetic process; myelination. The transcript is spliced from 3 exons.
UUACGUUCUCUUAUUCCAUAUGUUGUAUCCUUUCUUUGACUUAGUGUAAAUUGGUUAUCAAAAUUAGUUGAUAAUGGAUUUAGGUAGGACAUAUUGCAUAUUUGUAGUUUUUAAACAAGUUAAUUUCAUAAUGCAUUAGAACUACUUUAUGGGAAAUGCAUUAGUAAGAUCUCCUCGUCAAAGCUUAAAGACAAACAUCAAUGUUAGAGAUAAGAAAUCAGAGUUGCUAUGGCAAGGGACAUACCAUUCCUACCUGAUGUUAAAAGUAAGCACCUGUACACUGAAUUGUAGAAACUUGAGAUUUUUAGCCUUUUUUUCAUGGGUUACCUUAACUGUGGUGUUCAUGUCUCUUUUAUCUUUCCACCUGUGCUGUAUCUGUGAAGGGAAUUUAAGUACUGUAAACAUGUUUAUAGUAUAAACAUGGGGGCUAUUCUGUGAGAAAGAAUGAUUCAGCAUCAGCAUUAUCUCUAUUUUAAAGUUCUUCUCUCUGUAAGAAAGGAAUAGUAGGUUAUAUAUAAUUUCAAUGGAUGGGGCCUCUGUAAUUGCGUUUUCGUUACUUUGCUGUUACCUAAGGGCCUUAUUAGUUAGCUUGAGUUUAAGACUUUCCCCAGGGCAUUACAAGUGUUUAUGAGCUUUGUAGCUGUUCAUUUGUUGUAUGAGAACAACACUUCACAGCAUAGUGCGGCAUGGGUUAGUGUAUUGAAACUUUAAAUCCUGAUAAUGUUGUCCUUCAUACAGUGGGGAGAGCAAGUAUUUGAUACACUGCCGAUUUUGCAGGUUUUCCCACUUACAAAACAUGUAGAAGUCUGUAUUUUUUAUCAUAGCUACUCUUCAACUGUGAGUGACGGAAUCUAAAACAAAAAUCCAGAAAAUCACAUCGUAUGAUUUUUAAGUAAUUAAUUUGCAUUUUAUUGCAUGAUAUAAGCAUUUGAUACAUCAUAAAAACAGAACUUAAUAUUUGGUACAGAAACCUUUGUUUACAAUUACAGAGAUCAGACGUUUCCUGUAGUUCUUGACCAGGUUUGAAAAACUAACAGGUAUGUGAGAGCUGGAAUUCUUACUGGUUGGUCGGUGAUCAAAUACUUAUGUCAUGCAAUAAAAUGCAAAUUAAUUACUUAAAAAUCAUACAAUGUCAUUUUCUGGAUUUUUGUUUUAGAUUCCGUCACUCACAGUUGAAGUGUAGCUAUGAUAAAAAAAAUACAGACCUCUGCAUGAUUUGUCCUUGUUUGGGUGUAAGUGAUGUCUGCCAUCAAAGGAAAGAAGUGCACUCUGAUAACCAGGAGGUUGAUUCUGUGGGUUGUAUUGACCAACAUCAUGUUGUUGCUGUACUGCUUGACCAACCCAAGCCAAGUUAAGAUGAGGGGCUCCCAGCAAGACACAUGUCCUCUAAGUAUGAAAGAAGUAUUGAAGAAAAAUGUAAGCUCACCUUCUCACAGCAUGUCAGAAGUUUGCUCCCCAAAAGUAAACAUCAUGUUCAUGAAGACCCACAAAACUGCCAGCAGCACCAUACUCAACAUCCUCUUCAGAUUUGGAGAAAAGUUCAAGCUUACGUUUGCCUUUCCUGAUGGCCGCAAUGACUUCUCCUACCCGUCGCCUUUCCUGUGCUCCCAGGUGAAGGACUACAGGCCUGGAGACUGUUUCAACAUUGUUUGUAACCACAUGCGCUUUGACCAUCAGGAGGUAGCCAAGCUCCUGCCUCCAGAUGCUGUGUACAUCACCAUCUUACGAGACCCAGUGGAUCUCUUUGAGUCGUCCUUCAAUUAUUACCACAGAGCAGUUCCUCUCACAUGGAGGAUCAAUGGAGAGAACAAACUGGUGGAGUUUUUGAACAAUCCCCAGACCUUCUACAGCCCAGAGGCUUUCAACUCAUUCUACCUCAAAAAUCUGCUCUUUUUUGACUUUGGUUUUGACAACAAUCUGGAGGGUGAUGAUCCUCGUGUAAUGAGGGAUAUUCAUAAGUUAUCAAAACGUUUUAAUUUGGUUCUUGUAGCAGAAUAUUUUGAUGAGUCACUUAUCCUGCUCAAGGACACACUGUGCUGGACCAUGGAGGACAUCCUGUAUUUCAAACUCAACGCUCGCAGGAGCUCAUCAGUAUCUCGUCUGACACCAGAGCUGAGAGCCAAAGCUUUACAGUGGAAUGGGGCUGACUGGAGACUCUAUCAGCACUUCAAUAAUACUUUCUGGGCCAGAGUUGAGGCAUAUGGGAGAAAAAGAAUUAAACAAGAGGUGGAAGAGCUCGGGAGAAGAAAUGCAGAGAUGGAGGCCAUCUGUAUUCAACAUGGAGGUGCAGUGGAAGCUCAAAAUAUUCACAACAGUCGUUUCCUUCCCUGGCAGCCAGUUGGAGAGUCUUCCAUCCUUGGGUACAACGUGAAGGAAAAUAUUGAUCCAAAAUUCAGGGAAAUCUGUGAAAAAAUGCUCACACCUGAAAUACAAUACUUGUCAGAGCUUGGCGUCAGCCUGUGGCUGACUAGACUAUGGGGUUGGUUCAAAGAUGCCGUUUUUAGUUUUUGACAGAAAUGUUUUACGUGUUUUGUAUACUUGGAAAGAAUGCUUCUCCUUUCCUAGCAGCAAGGUGGAGUCCUUUUUGUUAUUGUACCUACCCUAAACGUAACAUGAUACUUGAGAUUGAUAUGUAUCAGCACUUAUGUGCAAAACUUAUUUGCAUUUGUCUCCACUGCAAGGGCAAAUGAUUGUCUUUGUUUAGUUCAGAGGAAAGACACCAGGACAGACAUCUACAGUCAGUGCUAACUAUCAUUUUCAUUAUUAAUUGGGAUAAAUAUACCAGUGUGCCCCCUAUAGGCCUGAGUCUCAGGUGCAGUUACAUGCAGUGGAUUUGAACAGUAGUGGCCUUACCUGACCCUGACCUAACGGUUUACGAGAUGUCUUCACUAUGGACAGGAAUUGUUUGACAUUGCAGAUUUUUCAACGUGUACAUUUAAACUUAAAUUCAGAUAUAUAUAUAUAUAUAUAUAAGGAUUGAUGAGUUCCAUGAUUGUUUUUUUAGUUGGCAGCUACUGUGUCUAUAUAAUAUUGUUCUUGUUUGAGCAAAAAAAAAAGAAGUUUACCUUUUCAUUCAUGUUUUUUGUACCGCCUGCUUCAAUAAAAUAGAAUUUAAUGGCAUAUCUGAGCCCCAUUCAAGUGUUA